Messenger RNA from Lates calcarifer (barramundi perch), 5197 nucleotides. RefSeq names its product linkage group 7_2 C8orf74 homolog. Lineage: Eukaryota; Metazoa; Chordata; Actinopteri; Centropomidae. The record is from RefSeq and is a predicted model, not a curated record.
GAUAUUGUGAUGGAAUUAAUUACUGGUUUUAACUGAUGCGUUAUCAGCAUUUUAUCUUUGAGCUUAUUUCAAAUAUUUUAUAUACUGAUGUCAAGUAUAUAUCAAUAUAUCAAACAUUAUAAGAUGGUCAUAUACAGGUACAUGUAAAAUCUUAAUCUGCAAGUACCUAGUGACUAUAAUAUGUCAUUUCCCUUUCAAAUGUGGUGCAGUAGAAGUGUAAAGUGGCAGCCCAUUAAAUUAAGCUACUUCAGUGCAUGUAAAUCAGGACUGUACUUCAAGCUGCAUUCAUUGAUGUUUUUGCAUCACAACAAGCUGUAAACACAACACUGACAUAUAAUGAACUUGUUAGCAAACUGCUUUUUACAUAUCCAGCAGACAUGAUUUGUUAGCUUUGUGUAUGUUCUCCACCAACUUCUGAGGAAAACAUUUGACUGUUAAGUAGCCCCAUUGUCUAGAUCUCUUCUCUAGCUAGCUCUUUAGCUGCUAAAUGCUCCACUAUGUUCACCAGCUAGUCGCCCUGUACCAUGUACCAUUUCACUGAACAGUUGCUGACUGCUGGAAAUACCAUUGCUGCUGGAAAUGAUAUUGAUAAGACUGAUGAGACUCAACCAAAACAAUAUAAUUGGUGGCCAUUGCAUGAAAACAAUGUGCUGAAAAAUGCUAAAUCUUUCAGUGAAAAUAAGUAAUAACAACUGUAGAGUUUGGUGAAAAUAAUCUGCCUAUUGUCAGCAUAAGAGACCCCUUUCAUAUUACACAUAAUCAUUUGACCUAUUGUGAAUCUGAGAAUAUUGAUUAGAGCAGCUUAGAGAGUAGAGUACCUGAGUAAAUGUACUUUAAUGUACUUUAAGUUCCACUACUUAUCUUCCUUACUUCAGGGUCAGCCCCUAAAAUCAAGUGUGUAUCUACAAAAUAAGACUGAGGUUAAAAAAAAUCUUUUAGAAACCACACACUGAGGGCUUAUUCAACAGGAUUACUAUGAAAGUCCUUUAAACUUUCAAAUAAGUGUAAAAUUGCAAUUGUGCAGCAAUUGCACAAGAAUCUCACAAAAAUAUCUUUUCCCUACAACACUCUCUUAGUGCUUUUGAGAACACCAAGGGCAUUUUACUCAGAGAUUUAUUAUUUUCUUUUACAGGAUACAUGUCCUUGAAGUAAGACAUCUUGUUUUAUUGAGCAAGUUAUUGCAUAAUUCAGAUUUAUGUAACUCAUAUUUCAUCGGUCUGUCUCUGCCUCACUGCCCAAAUGAGAGAGGGAAAGAGUAGGUGGGCCUCAGAGAAUUCUGGGAAGACAGGAAGUCAGGGAUGAGUAGUUCCUGUGCUGACAGGACAGAGGCAUCAGGCAGCUGGUCUGUGGAAAACUGUUGGUGCUAACAGGUAUUCCUUGUGGAUAAAUCAAAGAAUUCAUCACUUCUGCAUUUUGUGUGUUGAUGUUAGACAACUGCAUUCAGACUGCAGAGACACUUGCACAUCCUGCAGGAACCAAGACCCAAGACUCAGUACCUAUCCCUGAAUAAUGGACCUCACUCUUCUUUUUCUCUUUAAAAUAGAAACAAAACUAACUGAAGCUUUAACAGUUCCAGAGAAAGCAAAGGAGAGAUUAUGCGAUGUGUGGCCUACUUUUGGAGGUCCACUCACUCCUCUAUCCCUCCUGCUCUCCUUCUCUUAUCCCAUCAACAGGUGUGUGUGUGUGACUCACAUCAUCCUAACAACUGGAUCACACACACACAAAUAAAUAUGCAGUAUAUAUGGAAGUGGUGAUACACUUUUCAGUUGUGUUUAGCCUACACAAGGGCAUCCCCUCCUCCUCUUUCAACACACACACACACACACACACACACACACACACACACAAACACAAAGAGUUAAACUAACAGGAUGCGUAAACAGCAUGCAUUCACAGGUACACACAAAAACAUUCACACACACACAACCGGGUGUUUAGAAGAGCAUGCUGUGUGUUAAACAACAGGAGUAAAGAGGAAAAAGAAAGAGAUUAAUCUCACCGAUAAGGAUGCAUACCGACAGGAAAGAUGGUUAAAACAGGAGCUCCAGGAAAAAAUAAAAAUAUUAAAAAUGACCCCCAAAACAACUCAUUUUAAUAGUAAGACAGCAAAGUCAGGUCUAGUCAGAAGCAGCAGUGAGCACGGACCGAGGUGCGAGCCGCUCCGUCUGCCACAUCGACCAGAGUUGCGCGUUCAGUCUCCACCGGAGAUCGCAGAUAUGGAGAGCAUGUUCAGACAUGCGUCAAGCCCGCAGCUGACGGACCGGAAGUACACUGAUAGACUUCCAAAUUAGUUUGUGACAGUUAAUAUUGAACCAUCAUUCAAACAGUCGACAUAGAUUACGUAAAGAACGUAUAAUAUGGGUAACAUACAUUAUAGAACAACACCAGAGUGUGAGCAAGAAAUAAAUAUAGACAGACAAGGAAAAAAUAACAUUGCAAGAGUUUUAACAUCUGAAGCAGCUGUCAUUCAAAUGAUUAGGCUAAACCCUAUGACUAAUGCUAAUUAAUUAAAUGUAGUUCUCAUUUGUAAUAUGUAUUAGGAUUAAAAAUAAAUGAUAGUAUAUAUAUGAAUAUAUGAACUACAGAAACAUAAUGUACUGUGGGAAAACUCAAAUACUUGGAUACUAUCAAUACUGAAAGAUAACCAGAUGUGGAUGUCAAAGCAUUACAAAAAAAAAAAAAAAAAAAGAAAUAAAAAUAAAUAGAACUCUAGGGGCAGUUGGCAACAAUGACAACCUAUUAGUAAGGUUGAGUUGUGUUUUUGUGUUUAUUUGCUUUUGGCUGUUUGUUUGUGCAUGUGUUUGUUUUUCUUUUACAUUUGAGGAAUCUUGUGAGUGAGCCUAGCCUCAUAACUAAAAAUAAUAAUAAAAAAUAAGUGGAACAAAUUCAAAGGGGGAUGAUUCUCAAGACCUUGAUAUAAUAUUUAUUGGAAACAUUUAUCCCAUCAAAACUUAUUUUUUCAGAAAGCCUAAAUCCAUGUUCAACCUGCUCUGGAAAUUACCUGAGCCACCAUUACUAACCUACACUGAAAUACAUUUCCAUAUGUUUCUGAUCACAGUCAUUUUUAAUUGUAUAGCCUUUACAGUUAUUUUCAAAAGGAGAUUUAAAAAUGGUAACAUGGCACUAUAAUGGCAGCCUAUAAAAUUUUACUUUUAAAGGCACGACCGGAAAUUGUCUUUACCUAUUUUGGCUAACUUGACAGAAGUUAAAUCCGUUACCUUUACACUAAAGACCCUCUCCGAUCUCCUCCGCUUUACUUCCUGGACACCCAGAGGAGGAGGAGGAGAGGAGAGGUAGUAGGAGAGAGGAGAAGAAUGGAGAGGAGGAGGAUGAAGAGGAGGAGGAGUGGGAUUCAUGUUAAAGAGGAUUAGACCUGCCUGAGCCAUCUGUGGCCCUGGACUAAUAAGCCUAGUUACAUGACAGAUAGUUAGUUAGUUCUCCUAUCAAACUCACUGACAACACGAACAAUAACAACAAUAAUCAUAUGUUUAUAUACUGCUACUUUAACAGCUUUAAUCCCAUUAAAAGAACUUGUCAACCAAAGCAGUCGCCAUUAAACCUAAUCAAAAAGUGUCCGCUAAACUCUUUAAGGUAUAUGUGUUAUUAUUUCAGAAUAGAAAAGAAUAGAAUUAAUUGUAUACGAUAUACUAUUAAUUUUCAUUUACAUUUAAUAAUGUGACACAAAAUUCAAACUAAACCAUGGCGCAACAUUCCACCGUUCCCCACGCCCAGUGCGUGUAUCUGACGUCAUCGCGUUACCAGUGGUGUACGCGUCCGUCUCCCAUGGCAACCAAGUCAUUACUCAAGGAUGGAUUCCCUUCCAGAGAGUGAGAUAGCGCAGAUAGCAAGACUCCAGAGGGAUGCUGGCGUGCAGAGGCUCAGCUGUCACUUCUCAUGGCCUGAGUUCUGUGAUGAGCGUCGGAGUUUCCAUCAGGAGUUUGUGUACGACGUCGCCAUGUUUGCCGCCGCCCGUGGCUUCCCCUGGCCUGAUGUGAUCCGGACAGCUGAGGUUGCCAAAUGCAUCUUCCCACAGCUGGACGGUCUGGAUGCACCCAAACUGCUGUCUCUGGUGAGGGAUUCCCUGUCUGAGCGUUUACCAAACCUUACCCCUGUCCACCGACACACAUUCACCCACUUCCUCACAGACGCCUGCACCGUUCGGCGGAGGCUCUUCCAGGCGGUGGUGAGCGGAGCAGCUAACAUGUCCAUUGCUCAGCUGCACUUGGAGGUGCAGCUGCCGCCCACACCCUGCCCUCUGGCACAGGGCACAGAGCUGCACGAGGGGGAGCAUCAGCGCCAGCAAGCCCAGCUCAACUCAACCCUGAGACAGAAGGAGGAGGAGCUGAGGAUUCUCCGAGAGGAGUCAAGGGUCACCCUGGGGCAUAUUCCUGAGGAUGUGCGACUGGAUGAAGAGGGAGUUGUGGAGGUGGUGCGUGCGGCCGUGAAGGCGACUGAGGGCCAGAUGCUGGCCAGUCUGAACCGAGAGGCCUCGCUGCUCAGUGACAUCCUGCAGCUCAAACUGCAGCAGGCAGCCUUGGCCACCGGGAGGCGCCACAACUCUGUUCAUUCCAGUGCCAGUCAGCUCAGUCUACACCCAGACACACCAGCAAAGGCAAAAAUACAAAGAACAAAAACUAAAACAGAAGUGAAGUAGUGUCUGGAAAUACAGUGUGAGGACAAGACCUGAGUGAAUAAAGCAAACAAUAGACUGCUGAAGUCACGGCUUUUCUAAUCUACACCUGAGAGUGAGUGCACGCAGAGGGAACAGUCCUGAAAACUAGUUUCACACAAGUAUUUAUUUAAAAAAAAAAAAAAAGUCCUUCUGAUUCUGAAAUCCUUUUGAUUUGUCAGGAAAAGCUGCAAAGAAUAGAAUUAUAAAUAACAUCAAUGUUAAAGAAAACCAAACAAUAUCCACUCUCAUUCUACACAUUUCUUUCACAGAGUAAAGUACAGCUCCUAAACUGAAUGCUCUAUUAAAAGAAAAUUACUGCUAAUGCAUUCAUUGAUUCAACAUUCAUAAAUAAUUAGCACCGAGUCUGCAGCUUCUAAACAGAAAGCAACAAUAAAAAUCAUUUCACACAUCAAAAGCAUCUAGUGCAAAGGUCAAGUUAAGGUUAGCUAGGGUUAUCAGUUUCUACAAUAACAGCACCUGAGGUAAAGCCUUUCAGUGUUUAUACUUACAGUACAUAUUGGUAAC